AUGUUCGGGAAUGGGUUUCACUUGGGAGGAAUUCCAAACAACCUUGGGGACAACCACCAACAACAAGCACAAUCGGCCUUCUCACCAUUCAUGGUGCCCGAAAAUCAGCUAAAAGCUUUUGUGAACUCAUAAUCGUUGUUCAGCCGGGGCUUGGAUCUCAAGAUAGAACCUCAACGCAGCCGACUAACACUGGAGGACUUUCGCUGAACUCCCAGCUCACAGUGGACACGGGACAAUCCACCGCGCCUGGGACUUCCGCUCAGCCUCCGCUAACGGAUACAGCUGUUCCUAAUGUUUAUUUUGCUUUUUUUUUUACGUUUUUCAGUGGAGAAGGAGUCUUAGAAGGUUUUGGCUAACAAAUAUUUACAGGUCCGCUGAAAAUUUUCCAAUCAUGUCAAAUCAUAUUUAAAGGAAAUGUUUUUCAGUGAACUAAAAGUUUUAGAAGCUUUACCUAACAAAAACGGUCAAAAUGCUUUUUAAUAUGAUUGGUUUUUUUUGGUUGGAAUAUAAGCGCUCUUAAGUAACAAAAAAACAUUUUCUCUGAAAUUAAAAAGUACUUCUGGUUUUGCUAUAGAAAAAUCCUGAAGCUUUUUUGACUUUUUUGGCUACAGCUUGAAGUGAAAAAUGACUGAUAAAACGCUGAAAAAAAUUGAAUCAAAGUCACUGAUAAGGCUGAAAUGUCUACGUUCCUUUGAGCGAGCAGUUCCAAUUUUUGUCGUUUGAUCUUUCAUUUUUGUUUUGGAAUGUUUAAAUUCAUUCCCUAGUACCUCAAACUUCUAGUUUGACGUUAAGAAAGAGUAAAGCAAAAACGAAAAAAUCAUAAAAAAAACUUUGAAAAAAUGAAAGGUUACAGUUCCAACGCAUGGGCUUCAAUGCACCGGCUCCACAGCACAGCAACAUGUACUCAGUCUUCAAAAAUUUCAACGGUAAUUAUUUGAAACCAAGUUCUUUUGAAAAUGAUGAUCAUUUAGUUCCUGAAGGGAACGCGCACGGCUCAGGCCAACUUUUGCCACCCAACGUCGCAGCUGGAACUGUCUUGGGAUCUGGCACUGUUUUGACCAAUCCUGUCUUGUGAGUUUUUUUCUGAACUGGGCAAAAAAUCCUAUUUCUGAAUGUUUUUUUUUUCUUAAUGUCAUUGUUAGAAAAGCUGAUAGCUUGAACUGAUGAAUGCAAAAGAUUCAGAUUCUCUGGUAAUUCAAAUUAGAAAUUGUAGAGCACAUGUAUCAUAAAUCAAUCAUCAAACUGAAACAGGAAAGCAAGAUAAAAUAAUAUUUUUUUCAGAGAAAUGCCUCGCAGAGCGGCGAUGAACUUCGACGUUCAAAGCAUCGUCCAGACACCGCAACCAAUCCGUCAACAUCCGCUUCACCUUCAAAACGCUCAUCUACCUCAUCCACCACCGUCUCAGUCCGUUCAGCCACAUCACAUGCAACGACAAACUGCAACUCCUGCUCCGGCCAAUCCCAACCAGAACCAGCUCAUGAACCUGUUUGCUCAUCUGUCGUCAGUUUUCUCUUUUUAUAGCCAAAUAAUCAAUCCGGCACUUAUCAUCUUCGGUAAACUAUAACUCAUUUUUUUUCCAGUCGCAACCAACAGCAGCAGAUCGGAAACAACGUGGCUCAAAUGGCUCUCCUGGAGCAGGCUAAAAAAGCGGAGCAACUGCAAAGAGCCCAGGCGGAAGCAGCUCAUGUUCAAGCUCAGGCCCUCAAAGCAGCCCAGGAAAGCGCAGCCUUGUCGAAUCAACGCCUGGCAAAUGAAGUUCACGCGGCUCGCAUGUUUCAAGCCCAGCAGGCCGCACAGAGACAGAACCUCAUGGAGCAACAGCAACGGGCCGCCGUCCAGCAGUCACUUCACGCUUCGCAUCAAGCUUUCGUGAGUGAAAAAAAUUAGAACUACAGAAUCAUUUCUUAUUUCAAAAAAAAUAUUGUAAUAUAAUUUUCUUUGAUGCAUUUUGGGUAAUAAUGAUUUUGCAGGAAAACAUGUACCUGAACCAAAUGCGGCACUUCAACCAGUCAGGAGCCCUUCAUUUGGCCCCGACGACUUCUGCUCAGAACACCCAACCGAAGGAGCAGUUCCAUCAUCCGCAACAGAUUCAUUAUGUAUGCAUUUUUCGAUUUCUUAUUAUUUUCACAAGCUACACAGUAGAGUAUAUUUCAAACUCAAACUUUUAAGACCUCUACAAGAGGACGACCUUCAACAAGAGGACGCGGUGGAGCUGGCAGAGCCAACAGUCACGUUCAUUCUCAUGCCCAGCACUCUCCUCACGUCAGUUUUCACAUUUUUUUUUCAAAUCAUCUGGAAAAUGUUGCAGAUUGUACAUCAUCAAAAUCGCAGCAUAAGUCACAUGCCGCCUCGUACUCCUCACCAACACGCACCUGUCAUUCGGGUAAUCGAACUUCGAAAAAACAAAACUUUCACAAAAACAUUUUCAGCCUUCUCCGGUCGUCGGCAUCAGCAUGCAUCAUCAAAUCGAACAGAUGCAGGCACAAGCUCGAGCUCAAGCGCAGGCGCAAGCUCAAGCACAAGCUCAGGCGCAAGCCCAGGCACAAGCUCAGGCACAGGCACAAGCUCAGGCACAGGCUCAAGCCCAGGCUCAAGCUCAAGCCCAAGCUCAAGCCCAGGCCCAAGCUCAGGCGCAAGCUCAAGCCGCUCGUGUCGACAACAACCGGGCACAAGCUCAUGCUCAUAUGCAAGCUCAAAUGCAGAACAUGCAGAACUUGUCGCCGGUUGAGCAGCAGAACUUUCAAAGAGGUCGGUUUUUUCAGCUUUUUUUUGGAAGAAGUAGUUCAAUCUGUCAUGGGUUUCAGUUUAAGUUCAUCAAAUGAAGAUCCUUAACGAUCAUUAAAAAGUUUAGUUUGAUCAAACUCCCAAAUUUGGCGUCUUGGCCAAAAAAAAAGACUGAAAAGGCGUAAAUGCAUAUGAACGAAAAAUAUCAAUUAAGGGUCAGUAAUCGUAGAAAAAGCUGGCUGCGGAUCGUCUAUAAAGUGUAGAAAAGUGGAGAUACUAGACGAAAACCUAAUCAACAUCACGCGCGGUCGAAUGCGAACGCCUUGCUGGUUCUUUAGAGCUUUUUUAGACCGUGAAUUUUCAGCUUUGCUGUCGAUGAUAGCUCAGCAGACGCCGAUUCCUGCACAUCUACAGCAACAAUUGACAACGCCAUCACCUCGUCCGAAUAUUCUCCGACGUAAUCGCAGCGACGGGACGCCUUCUACGGCUAAACGGCGUCUCAACAUAGACGAUCCGCAGCCCGUUCCGCAGCCUCUGCCUCCUCAUGAAUCGUCUGGAGUCAUUACAUCAGUUCCGUCGGAUUCUCAAGGCACUUCUAAGGUAAUUUUUUUGAUUUUUUUUGACCCUUACUCUGUAAAACUUCCACUUUUCAGGAUGAAACUCCAAGAAAGCGCAAUCGCAAGCAGACUUUCGAACAUGAAAACUUCCCAGAGCAACUUAAGGUAAAUGAUCAGAAGUUCCUGAUCACAUUGAUGUGUAUUUUUUUAGAUGGCCAUUAACGUGAAUCUGCCAGCUUGGAGACUUUCUGAUCACAAUAUGACGUAAGGAAAACCUCGGAAUAAUUUUAAAAAGCUACUUUUUUAGUGUGGCUGGUCCACCUGCACCACCGGACAAGAAGAAACGUGGCCGUCCAAGAUCCGACGUCGCACAGGCUCAUCUUCGCCAAAUGAUGAACCCUCGUCAGUUUUCUGAAUGAAGUCAAACCAAAAACAGGAUUUUCAGCUCUUGGCAUGCCGCAGAACCGCACUGCAAGCAUUUUUGUAAAUUUGGACAGCCCCGAAGAAGGAUCACUCAAACGUAUGGAUAUCAAUACAGCUGAAAAACCCGAAGCGAAAAAUUCAGCUUUACGGCCAGAAGACUACUUCUUGCCUUCCCAAAACCAAUUGAUCAGAAAACUGCCGAAAACGCCCAAGGUUAGAAAUCAUUUUUCGAGUUUUUAUCCAUUUUUGACUUUUUCAGACAGCAGCGACAAGAGGCCGUGGAAAGAAGACCCUGAGCAUGUUCCGACCUCAACCGUCUUAUAACAACAUCAUCGGAACUUUCAUGGGUUCCGCGACACAGUCAGGGCCUCUGAUCAUUGCUCCGGCUGCCGCGGUUCCAGCAGCAACUUCCUAUGAGCCAAGGAAGAUUUUCUCACCAGCUGAACCAAAACCAGCUGCGCCAAAGCCAGUCUUAUUAAAGCCGGUCGCACCAACUCCUGAAAGAAAGCCUUUGAUCACUACGUUGGCGGCAAGAAAGGCACCGGCCACUCCGGUUCCAACGCCGGUUGUCAGAAUCGCCACACCAAUUGCUCAGCCUGUUGUGAAAAUCGAGAGGCCUGAUUCGGUCAUAAUUGAAACUAGUGUCGUUAAAAGCAAAGAGGAAAGAGUUGAGACUCCUACGGUUAAAAGAACUUUGAGUCCACAGAAAAGUGCACAGAAAGGCCGACCUUCGGUUAUCGGCAUCAAGCUUAUUAAACCGGAAACGCCUGAUUAUGUGAUCCGGGACGUCAGCCGUUCGAACACCCCGCGAGGUGGUGUCAAGACGCCAAAGGAAUCAGCUCGGAAGAAGUCGCCACUCCCUCAUCAGAUGACUCUCAAGGAGUACGACGAGCAAGUUCAUCGCAGAUUCCGUGAAAUCUCUGGCACAAGCCCGCCCCCUACCUGUCGACGUGGUCAUGGAACUAUGCAGUCUGUGGCUAAACUGUUGGGCGACUCGAUGGUCUACACGAAGGCCUUCAAUAAACGCAAGGCCAAGAUAGAGAAAGCUCUCCAGAAAAAAAAGGAACGCGAGGAAAAAGAAAAGAAAGAGGAAGAGAAAAGGAAAGCUCUGGAAGAGAAGGAGAAACAGCGACAGGAACUCUUGCUCAAAAAGAAGAAGGAAAAGGAAGCAAAAGCUGCUGCAGAGAAGGUUUGUUGCGAAAAAAAACUAAUACUUGUAAGCGAAAACGAAAAUUAGCGGGCUUUUUUUUCAACAGUUUUUUUCUCACUUCAUUGAAGUUUCGAAUAAAACUUCAGGAGUUUUUUUGACUUUUAGGAACGAAUGGAAAGAGACCACCUGACCCCGAGAGAAAAGUUGGCUGUCGACGCUUUGACUGGCAUCGUUCAAGAAUCUCACAACUUCAUCAAACUGAGAAUCAGUCUGCUCUCAACCCGCAAGAAGAUUCGAUAUUUGGUAAUUUUUCUUCUUUGUCAGACUUAUCGAAGUUUUUUUUUUAGUUGAAGCGUAAUCAAAUCAUGAUGGCUCACAAAAAUACGCCCUAUGCUCCAGUGAGGAACGUUCGAGCUGUUGAUAACAACGUCUUCAGCACGCCGAAAUUGGUCAGGAAUAAUUCAAAUGCAGAAGUUAAUGAUAUUUUUUUCAGUUUGUUUUGGUUACUCGCAACCAGAAGCGCUAUCAGAAGCUCAAAAAGAAAUACAUCACAAAAAUGAGAUUCGUCGAGAGAGCGAAGGUAAUAUUUGAAAGUUUAAUAUUCAUAAAAGUACGUUCAAUUUCCAGGAAGCCAUCGAGAAAAACGAGAGAAUCUUCCGGAAGAAGUACCAGAACGAUUCUGCAGUUAAAGACUCGAGAUUUUCCACCAAAGACAAGAUGAAAUUCAUCAAAAUGUUGGCGCACCUUUUGAUGGAGCGUGAUCUCAAAAGGCAUCAAUAUAUGGUAAGAUUUAGAAAUUGGAAAGCUAUUAUAAAAUUCAUUUUUCACAGGCCAAAAAAGAAAAACGCGCAUUGAAGAGGAUCUCGCAGACACGUAGAUUUCCAGAGAAACCUCUAACAGCGGAAGAGAUUCGGAAACGUGAGGCUCGCUUGGAAAAGAACAAUGCCUUGAGAGUCAAAAAACCUCUGGUUAGUUUGUAAUGCUUAUUUUUUCUAUUUGAAAAUUUCCAGGCCACAACGUGCGACGUCAAAGAUUCAUUCAUCGUUGCAUCUCUUCUUGGAGAUUUAGUAGGAUUCGUUGCUUUGGAGGUCGAUGGAGCUGAUGCUUUGAAUGAAAUGGUGAGAAAAAAUUUCGAAGCGUUUAUUUAUUAUUGUUUUUUUUUCAGAAUUCAAGCGUCGUCGAUGGAAAAGACCGUCUUGAUGUAGAAGAGCUCGGAUUCGAAAAACUCAAGCUCGUCGAUGCCGAGUUGCCGGACCUCCUCCCAGAACCCGUUGCGAAGCAGCCGGAAGUUCCAGUUCCAGAUAACAUCAAAGAGGCGCCAGAAGUUCCUGUCCAGAAGAAGACGAAGAAAAAGUCGAAAAGUGGCCGGAAAAUCAACCUGCGUUUAUUGCUUAACGCUAUGGAUCGUGCUUCAAAGGAUGAACCUUCGGCGGCCUACAUUUCUUACUUUGUCAAAACGGGCAAAGAUCCAGCUCGAGUGAUGCCGGCGUACUUCCGGAAGCAUGGAAAAGAAGCUACUCCUCCGCCAGAAGAAGAAGUGAAAAAGGCAGAGCUCAAGACAAAAACGCCGGUCUUCAAAUCGAAGAAUUCCGGGCCCAAGAAAGACGCGACGAAGUCAAAGACGAAAGUUUCUCCAAAAGGCGGCUUCAAGGCCAAAGCAAAGAAAUCGACGGCAAAGAAGGUCCCGGCUGAGCUUGCUGCUCAAGAUCCACAAACGAUUGAAGCCGUCAAUUUCCUUCUCAGUCUUCGCGACAACAAGCCUCAAGUUUCUCGGAAAGAAAUGGUGAAAAAAUCGGAAGCUAAGAUGUUAGAGAACAUGAGAAAAGUGAACGCUGAAAUUCGGGAGGCCAAGAAAAUCAGAGAGGACAUGUGCCGAAAGGAGCAACUGGCUCGUGGUCACAUCGACAUUGCUCGCAGAAUCGACAUCCUGAGGGAUCCAGAAGUUGCUGGAAUACUUGUUAGCAAGUGAGUUCUAUCAAACAUUUUCCGAAAAACUUUUUUAUUUUUUCAGCCCCUUCUGUGCCGACAUGGAUCUGUACAAACUGAUUUUCGGCAAGGAAAAAGCAACAAAGUCGACCGAGCCGGUGUUGAACAAGCCUGAGGUGCCUCCAGUUGAGGAGACUGUGGCUCCGGAACCUGCUCCAGAACAACCUGCAGAUGCGACCUUGAAAACGAUGAAGAAGGAAGAGGUGGACAAGAAAAAACCGACAAAAGCUAAGCUGAGCAAAGUUAAAAAUGGCAAGAAGAAGCAGGUCACUUUGAAACAAGGCAAUCCGAAAAAGAUGAAAGUGAAGCGAGUUGAGAAGAAGAAGAAGGCGAUCGUUCCAAAACGAAUCGAAAGGAAGAGAAGGCCGCUCGAACUUGUUCUUGAUACUUCAAAGCUGAAAUCUGCACUGGAAACUCUCAAAGAUGAAACGCAACUCGCCGAAGCUUUGAAGACGAGCAGAAUCGGCAGCUUGGUGGACAAAUUGAUGAUUUUGGAACCGAAGAUAAAACGUCCCGAUAAGUUUCCAAAACGAAGCAGUAGCGUUCCAACCGUGUCUCGGAAUGAACAGCCCGGGCCUUCGACAUCCUCUCAGAGCGCUCCUGUCUCUCCAAGUGAAUCUACCACAAAAAUUAUCCGAGUGACUUCUGAAGUACAUGCGAUCCCCAAAUCACUCGCGAAGCAGCUGGGAAACUUGACCCGACACGCAAAAGUCGAAAACCUUUCUUUGGUAUCGGAGAACGAUGAAACAAACCACGCCCUCAAAAAGCUUCUCAUGUCCAUUAAAAAAGUACCAGAACCAGCCAUGAUGAAGCCAAAAGACGCGAUGGAGUUGGCACAGAGAAUUGCUAACGAAGGAGAAGAGGAGAAGGCAGUGAUUUCGAAGGUCGUCGAGCAAGUUGAAGGAACCCAAGACUCACCUUCUACGUCGCCUAUGUCGAUUGUGAAGAAAGCGUUUCCGGAGAAAAACCUGCAGCCCAAAAAGCAAAUUACCUUCAAGAAAAUGAAGAGGUUGACCAGCAAGAUCAUCCGCUUCAGAAAUGGGAAACUGCGUCGGAAUCGUUGCAGAGCUCUUAUCAGAGGCCCUCGUCGUGCCUUUAUGAGCGCUGCUGCCAUGAUGAAAAAGCUGAAGCUCGUUCAAAGGCAAACCAAGUUUGCUCUCCGACACGAGCCAAAUCCGAUUCGAAAGAACGCUAUUUUGAAAAAGAUGAAGCAGCUCAGAACACAGCGAGAUGGACUUCAGAACAAGAUCCGUAACCUGAAGAAGCAGCUGCUGAAGCGUCUGAAGCAAAUCGAGCGUCACAAUCAGAGAAGAACGGCUUUGGUGAAGGGAGUCUGGCCCAGUGGCAAGGAGGUCAACGUCAAGCGGAUGAAGCAGUUGGCUGAGAAGAGGGCCAAAAAAAGGGCUUUGCAGCGGAAGCUGAAGCGACUUCGGUCCCUUCGCAAGACCAAAGUCCUUCGUGGACGCCAAUGUCGCCAUCUCCCGUUAGUUUUCUGUUUGUCUACUAAUCUCCUUUUCAAAUUUCAGAGAGUUCUGUGCUCAGAUCGACAAACUCAACGGCUGGAUCAAGAACGCAAUGAUGACCGAGAAGAUCAUUCUGACGGCUUAUAAGAAGAUCCUGGAGAUCAGCGACCCGCUUGCAAUUCGGGAUUUGUGGUUGGACUCUCGCAGAAUGCGGGGUGAGUUUCUCCUUCAAUUUGAACUCCACAAAGGUCAAAAAAUCUCAAUUGAGAGCCGAUAUACGAAACAACUUUUCUUGAAAAGCUUCGUGGAGCAAGGUGAUGUUUUUUCAGAAGAUGGUAUGACGGACAAAGAAGUAGAACUCCUUGAGCAACAACUUCUGAGAAAGAAGAUUGCUCAACAUACUCCAGUUGUGGACACCCACCGACCCAAUUACAACGAAAUCGGUGGCGAGUUGGUCAACUGUGACCCAACUCCACAAGACGUCAACAACACUCUCAUGGUGACUUUGCCGUUUCAGCUUCAAUUUUUCAAACGGAAACAUUUUUAGGGACGUUCACCAUUUUUUAAAGGACCGCCCGUUUAUCACAAUCCUUCCGGUUCAUUCAUAAAUCGCUACGGUCGGCUUGUGGAAGCAAGGUGAAUUUUGAAAAAAAUCGUUUAAAUUCUCAAGCUCUGAAUUACAGAAAGACAGCCUACAAUGCCAAGAACGAAAAUACUGCGGAGAGCGUCAACAUGUACCUGGACAAACUGUUGGAAAAAGGACAGAGGGUGGAUCAUUUGGACCAGAAGUUGGUCGAGUACAACAAGCUGAAGCGUUACGACGCUUUCCGAGAGGCAUUUGUCAUCGCUCGCCAGCAUCAGCAAACUGAGGAUAGACAGAAGACGAGAGAGGCCAGGAAGAAGGCUCAGAGGUAAGAUAAUUUCCUGAAUUUCUUGUGAAAAAAAUCGAAUAAUGAUGAUUAUGUCUUUCAUUUCUUCAACUUAGAUUUUCAUCUUUAGAAAAAGGACAAAUGACGGAAAAUCGAGAGAAAAGUAUGAAAAAAUUUCUAAAGUAUCAACUAUUGAAUGAAAUCUCUAAUAACUCAAAUCACCUAUUCCGGAAUAUUUCUUGAGCCAAUGGCUCCAAAAACUUGAAUUCAUUUUCAGAAAAAAAAUCUUUCAUUUCUCAAAUAAAUUCUUACAGAGAGAAGGAGAAGCUGGCCAAAGGAAAGGAUCAAGAGGCCAAAAAGUUGCAAAAAUUGUGCACUGGUGCUCUUGAAGCUGGUUACUCGAAGGAGGAUAUCGACUCGUUGUUGGACAUGUGCGGCUCAUCUUUCAAGUAUCCCGGCAAACUGGUACAAAACGACCAAGAAGAGCAGAAAUCUCUGAGGUGCAAAACUUGAUCGAAAAUUUUCUUAUUUCAAUUUUUUUUAGCGUUGCCUCCGGCUCCAAAACGCCGCUGAAAAUCUUGGCUGAAGCUUCUGUCAGCAAAUCCGGAAAAAGGUGAACCUAAAUUAUUUUUUCAAAACCAUCAAACUUUGUAGAAAAGCAACGGAAGCUUCUGAAAACGAGCCUCCUGCUAAGAAACCGGCAAAACCAACAAAAACUCUUGUCACUCAAUUCCAACAGCUUGAAAGGUAAAACGAGAUGUUGAAUUUUUUUUAUUGAAAGAUUUUUAGCAGCAAAGCCUCUUCGAAUUCGGUGAAUGCAGGUGAUCAAGCUCCUGAAGCCAGUAUUCUUGUCGACAGUUGCCUUGAAUCGUUUGAUUGGGGUCUCAAGCCUCAGUAUGAGAAUGACAGAAUGUGGUAUGAUCCUUUCCGUAUUUUCAGAUUAUCAUUUCUCAUUUUAGCUUGACCUUGUACGGACCAGAAGCAUGUUUUCUGAGUUCUUUGUUGAAACCUUUCAACGGUCCCAGAACCCUCACCGAUGAGAUUACCGAGAUUGGCCAUUUCGUGAACUUCGCCAGCUUUUGCAGUAAGACCUCAAUAAUAUUUUUCAUUUUGAAAUGAUAAUAAUUUUUAGACGAAGACAAGCCUUGGUCCAAGAUGUUCCUAGACCAAUUGAGAGAGUGCGGCCGUUUCGUUCGGGAGCAGAUGGCUCGAAUUUUCUGCAACACGUACAAAUCCCUGUUCUACUUUGUUCGUGUCAGGUAAUAUCUUGCUGAAGUUGAAAUUUUUAAUUUUUUUUUUCUUUCUUAGGAGGGUAAUAUUGAAACAUCUCCGUCGGCGGAAGAAAAAUCCAAAGUUGGUCAGAAAGCUGAGAAGACCAGCCAAGGCGAAAAUCGUCAAUGAACCGCCCGUUAUCACUAUUCCCGAUGAGCCAAUGGAGGAUGAAGUGAUCACUAUCGAUCCUUCGCCAGAAGUUAUUGUCAUUGACGAUUCUGAUGCUCCGGUUGUCAUCGACCCCGAAGAGAAGCUUGCCGUUCAACCUGAUGAAGAAGACGCAGUUCAGCUCACGGAAAAAGUCCCAUUCCAAACUGUGGAAGACGUCGCCAUCCAGUCGGAAGAAAAAGAAUCCGCUCAACCGAGAGAGAAUGAUUCCGUUCAACCCGAAAACAAGGUCUCCGUCCAAGUCGAAGGCAAAGUCUCUGAUCAACCUGAACAAGAAGUCUCCGUACAAUCUGAAGAGCAGGUAGCCGUUCAAUCUGAGAAAGAGCGUGCCGUUCUCCUUGAGGAGCAGGCAGCCGUGCAACUUGAAAAAGUGGUCGCUGUAGUUGAGAAGCCGGUAGAAGAACAAAAAGUUGAAGAAGAACUCAAAGAAGAAAAAGAACCGGAGGUGCAACACGUGCAGAAGCCGCUGAUGGAAGCGGAGUCUGAGCCUGAGCCACCUCUCGAGCCAGUCACCAAAACAGUGUCUGAGGCAGUGCAAAAGCCGGUGCAAGAAGAACAACCAGCUCCAAUUUCUCAACCCGAGCCAGUGCAUGAGCCUGAAGUUGAAGUCAAACCGGAACCUACCUCAGUUCUUUUGGGAUCUUCUGAGCAGCCGAUCAUCAAAGAGGAGCCACUCGAUGAGCCGGAACCAGUUUGCGCUCCACCGCCACCAAAACGUGCUAAGAAGGUCAUGCCAUUUAUCAAUCUUGCCGCACUCGCUGCUCCGCCUCCGAUUCGUGCUGCUGCGGCUCGUGCUGUCUUGAAGCAAGCGCCGUUGCCUAGAGGUCGUCCUCCAACUAAGAAGACGCCGACGCCGCCCAAGAAAUCAAAGGCUAAGACUCCGCCCAAGGCCAAAGCUGCGCCAAAGACAAAAACGACUCCAAAGGCGACGCCAGCGUCUUCAAAAAAGGCUGUUUCUACUCCCAACCCGAAAAAGAAGGAUCCGUCACCGAAUAAUCGAUCUUCGGUAAGUCUUAAUCAGAACUAUUUUCAUAACUGAGUUUUUUUCAGCAUUCCCGAUGA
Molecule: messenger RNA, 11674 nt
Organism: Caenorhabditis auriculariae
Lineage: Eukaryota; Metazoa; Nematoda; Chromadorea; Rhabditida; Rhabditidae
Source: the annotation of a GenBank genome assembly